Quercus robur (English oak) is the source of this 519-nucleotide messenger RNA. Its product is annotated as stemmadenine O-acetyltransferase-like. The transcript is spliced from 2 exons. The record is from RefSeq and is a predicted model, not a curated record. NCBI's taxonomy places the organism in Eukaryota, Viridiplantae, Streptophyta, Magnoliopsida, Fagales, Fagaceae.
AUGAAGCUUGAAGUCCAAGUUAUCUCAGAAGAGACCGUUAAACCCUUAUCUCCAACCCCUCAACAUCUCCACCACUACUAGCUUUCCUUCCUUGAUCAGCUUUAACCUCUAGUUUCCAUGCCUCUGGUUUUUUACUACCCAAAUCACAGGGAUGCUAAUCUCCACAAUGUAGAACAAAGUGACCGGAUUAAGAAAUCCUUAGCGGAUGCUUUAACCCAAUUCCACAUGCUAGCGGGACGGGUUAAGGAAAAUCUUUAUAUAGAUUGCAACGAUGAGGGCGUCAACUAUGUGGAACCCAAGGUUAGGUGCAGUCUUUCUGAGUUUCUUGAGAGUCCAACCCCUUCUGAGCUCAAUAAGUUUCUGCCAUUUGAAUUGGACGAAGUCAAUAAAUUACCCACAACAAUCCAAGUCGCCUUCUUUAACUGUGGUGGGCUUGCGAUUGGUGUACUCAUGUCCCACAGAAUUGUAGAUGCCUUAUCUUUUGUCUUGUUUCUCAAUAGUUGGUCUGCUAUUGCUUAA